Molecule: messenger RNA, 2329 nt
Organism: Ctenopharyngodon idella (grass carp)
Lineage: Eukaryota; Metazoa; Chordata; Actinopteri; Cypriniformes; Xenocyprididae
Gene: plvapa
Product: plasmalemma vesicle associated protein a
Exons: 5
Coding region: 87-1802 (571 amino acids)
Biological process (GO): regulation of vascular permeability; positive regulation of cellular extravasation
Cellular component (GO): caveola
Source: RefSeq, a predicted model, not a curated record
UUAUUUUGCCUUUGAUGUUUUAGGAGAACUCUUUUGCAUAGUGAUUGAACCUGGGGCUUCAUUGAUUAGGCCACAUUUGAGCUGUGAUGUAUAACAGUGGUUAUUCUCAGGCCAACUUAGGCUUGGCUGCCAAGAAGAUGCAUAAGUCGAAAGGCAAGAGCUGUGGUUACUACAUGAAGAUUGUCUUCUUUUUCUCCUCACUCAUCCAGUCUUUGAUCAUUGCGAGUCUGGUGCUCUUUCUGGUGUAUGGACAACCUGAGCAUACGGUGGAGGAGAAAAGACUGCAAGAGUUGGACCAAAGUGUCAGCAAACUCACGAUGGAAAAUUUCAUUCUCCGUGGGAAGGAAAAGAACCUCACCAAAGUUCUGAACGUCACUCUCACUGCGAAGCUGAGCAAUGACAAAGUUCUGUCUGAAUUGCGCAAACUGGCAAACACCUCAGCUGCGACAAUAAAGAACAUGCAAGCAUUAAUGUCUCGAUGUGAGAUGGAAAAAAAAAUGCCUCGCUCAUGCCCUCCUAUGUUCUGUCCAGACCCAAGUGACAACAACAGACGUUUGCAAAGUAUGCUCACACAGUCAGAGGAAAUGCUAAAGCUGGUCAAAGCCAACUUUACUCAGGCAGUGGCCAUUAUGAAGACUGAGUUAGACAACUCCAACAAAGACAAGGAUGGGUUUCACUUAGAAGCAAUUAGACUAAGGCGAGACAAGGCAUUCCUUGAGGAAGAGCUCAACUUGUAUCAAAAGAAGUGCAAAGAGGAUUUUGUAGAUUCUUUACGAGGAAUCCCCAAUGUCACCAAAGAAUUCCUCAAAAGGAUCGAUGACCUCUUCUCAAAACACAUUUCUUUCCAGCUAACAUGCGAUAAACAAAAAAAUCAACUUGAAGACAUUAGGGAAAACUGUAGCAGUCUUUCAAGAGAAGUUGAGAACAAGCUCCAGUCAUAUCUGAACAUAGUGGGGAACCAGUUCACAAAAAUUAAUGGAGAAAAUGCCAAAUAUGUGAUAGAGAACGUACGCCUGAAAGAGGACGCUGAUUGGUGCAAUCAGAACCGCAGUUCCAUGAUUCGUGAGAAUCGCAAGAAUCUUGAGCAAUUGCAGCGCAAUUGUGACCAAGACAGUGAAAAACUUCUGCUGGAGAAUAGAAAACUAAAAGGAGAUAACAACCUGAACGAAAACCUUCUUUCUGUGAAGGAAAAAGAAAUUAAAAUGCUCAAAAGCACCAUUGAGACUCUCAAUACCUCACUUGCCAGCUGUAAGUCACCAAUGCAAACUGGCCGAUACAUGCCAUGGCCAGGGACAGGCUCCACCGGGUCAGCAUAUCCCAGUCUUAAUGGUGCAGGAUCAAGCACAAGAUGGGGCAGCACAGGGUUAGGUGCGACAGGAUCAUUAAGUACAUCUCCAGGGGGGACAGGGACCCUUUCAAGUGGACUAGGCAGCACAGGAUUAGGUGGGCCAGGAUCAAGUAGAAUAGGUCUCACCCAGACAGGUACAAGUAAUUUGGGUGGAGUAGGACCAGGGUUGACAGGAUUUGGCAGUGCUGGAUCAAGUCCUUUACCCACUGGCAAUAUUGGACAAAGUGGAACAGGGUCAACAGCAUUCAGUAGUGCAGGAUCAAGUGGAGUAGGGAUGGCAAAACCAGGGAUAGGGGGUGCAGGUUUUGGCUCAGUUGGGUCUAAUGUACCUGGAUUUGGAGCGACUCUUGGAGGAGUAAGAACAACAGCAGGUGGAAGUGACAGUCAAACGUUAAACCAAGCCCAAAUAAUUCACCAUCUGAAGGAGCUGCAUCGUUAUUCAGUCCCAAAUUGAGGGAGUGAACAAAGUACUGGCAAAAUCAGGCUAAGCCAGGAGUGUCUAUAUAUAUACUGAUUUAUUAACUGUUUGAAAAUAGAAAACCUAAAUGUACUGACCCUGCAAGUCUGUAAUGUGAAUACUAAUUAACAUGAAUAUUAAUUAUUUUUGUGGGGUGAAGUUGCGCAUGUCUUUUGCGCAUUUAUGCUUGUAUAUACCUUAUAUAAAUAUAUAUAUAUACAUAUAUCUUGUGUAUAUAAAAUGAGUCUAUCGCUGUAAUUGUCUUUCAUAUAUAGUAACUUUUUUUUUUUUUUUUAGAAAUGUGUCUUCUUGCUAUGUGGAAUAAAAAAGUUAAUGAUCAAAAAAAAAUUAUGUCAACAUGUUUUAUUCAUGUUUUUCUUUUUUAGAAAUAAUUGCUCAAAUAAUUCAUACAGAAUGCAAGUCACACUGGUAAAGAGUUAUCUGUAUAUAAAAAGGGGUAAAUAUGGCUUGGAUGUGAUAUUAAUAUAAUGUUGCAGUUAACCAUAUUAAAUUGCAAUAUACUA